GGCUAGCGUUAUAAUUAAUGAUUAUCACUCACCUAGGGCUAAGAUAAUGAUGCCACUUUCAACUGUAUCACGGCACAGUAAACAAACGACAAGUCGACACCAGUGAAGAGGCACAUGGAUUAGGAUAAAGUGUAGUUUGGCAAAGUUAUUCAGCAUGGACGUGAACGGAUCAACAGUUUGGCAAAGAUGUGCAUGUUUUAUUAAUGCUCUUGGUUUUUCCUCACCUGCUCAGAGACCACGCACCAACUUUAUUUUCACAACCAAUGAGAUUUUUCAUCGCUGAGAAUGAAUGGCACGCUGUGAACUGCGGAUAACCUCUCAGUCGAUCUCUGUUUACAAAAGUAUGAGCCGGGCUCUAUUGAAUGUGAGCUCAAAUAUGGUUCACCGUGUCCUCCGUGUUGGUUUUUUUGUAUUUGUAUUUAAAAAAAGGGUUCCACUGAUAGACUAGAAUGAACGCCCCCGUGUAUAUCUCACUUUAGACUGAUUUACGAUGAGUCGCUCUCAGGUGAAUUCCGGUAUCUCUUGUUGAGUUUAGUAGGCUUAGGUAAGAGUAAUGCAACAAAUUCUCUUUGAGGGAAGAAGUUCGGUUCAAUAAUGCGCUUUCUGGGAAAGCCCCAACCGAAUCAGAUCUGCAGCAGGAAAGAAAACGCAGAAGCUGUUUAUGGAAAUCGUUAGCAGCAACAUUGAAAAGACUCACAUAAUGUAGGGUCCCCCACCUCACCACUGAUCGAGACCCAAUAAACAGGACUAAACACAUUAUGAAUGGCAAUGUGUUAUAAGUCCGAUCGCUUACCUGCCCCCACCUCCUACCAUGUUUGGAAUGAUGGUCAGACCAUGCAGCGUGCAAUCACAUUUAUAUACAGGAUCGCUUCAAUGGCUCUGAGGUGGAAACCCCGCCUGUGGGCAGUCCCUAGCGGAGGGAUUAUAUUAUAACAAGGAACGCGUGUCUCCGGAGACAAAUCUCAAUUCGGCUGCAACUACCUCACACUUAGUAGUGCUUCCUGACCCCUCCUACAUGAGCUUUUUUUUUGCCCGAGACCAAGUGAUCCUCCGUGUUCAGGAACCCUAAAGCGAGACACCUGCUGCGGUAGCAUCAGUCUUACUCCGGCUUGUCAUUUUGAUUUAAACCAGCCGUAGCAUCGCGGGGUUAAACAAGUGAUCGGUACGGGAGGAGGAUAUUUGUUUGUGGAAAGAAAAAAAAAAAACAAAAGCAAUGAAACUUGAAGUUUUCUCCGCCAGCCACCACUUCGUCACCAAGCCGAUGGAGUUGUGCAUGGACGCCGAGGGGAACGUCCCCUCCCCGCUGUCCGGAGACGAGCUGGGCUCUGAUGGAGACUGCGUCGCCAACAGCCCGGCACCUGUCGCCCAAGGCGGAGAUGUCAAGGGAAAGCCGUACACCCGGAGACCCAAGCCCCCUUACUCCUACAUCGCUCUCAUCGCCAUGGCCAUCCGGGACUCGAACAGCGGUCGCCUCACCUUGGCGGAGAUCAACGACUACCUCAUGAAGAAGUUCCCCUUUUUCCGAGGCAGUUACACCGGCUGGCGCAACUCGGUGCGUCACAACCUGUCGCUGAAUGACUGCUUCCUCAAAGUGCUGCGGGACCCCUCCAGGCCCUGGGGGAAGGACAACUACUGGAUGCUGAACCCGCACAGUGAGUACACCUUUGCCGACGGGGUGUUCCGACGCAGGAGGAAGCGCAUAAGCAAGAGGAACCCGAAGGAGCACGAAAGAGACCCUGAAGCGCACACUUCAAGCGAUGACAUGCGCAUCCCCGUUCCAGUUGGCUUACCGCCCGCCCGGGAGGAGAAGGCGGAAGCCAAGUUUUCCAGCUCCUUCGCGAUCGACAGCAUCCUCAGCACACCGUUCAAACGAAGAGAGGAUAGCCGCCAAACGAUCGGGAACGUCAGCACCGAUCUCCGGCUCUACUGGCCGGUCGAGGCCCACGCAAUACCGUGCGCAGCUCACUACCAGACGGGAGGCGGUCCAACCCAGCACCCGUACCACCGGUACAGCCUGGCGGAGGCCGCUUACAGCACAGAGAGGAGCCGGGACGCGCUCACUUACCUCCAGCUGACGUCACAGGCCAUGCCAAACUCAGUGACAUUCUCAUCUCUGAAGAUGCCCAAAGCCCGGGGCGGCAGCUUUCUGAUCGACUCUUUGCUCUCAUAAAGUUUACACAACGGACAAAAGUUACGACCUGCAUCUCGCAUAUGCAUGUGCACUUUUGUUGGACGCCUCCCAGUUUUAGUGCUUAGGCUUAAUGAUUUUGGACUCUAUAUCAUAAUUGUAUGUUUCAACAAUAGUGGCCUAUCUUUGUAGUGGUUAAAAUUUAAGCAAAGUGUGAGGCAUUUGCAGGUCAUACAGCUGCGUGUGCAUCCAUGCGAAUGUGUGAAAGUGAUAUUUUCAUGGUUCAAUGGUCAUUUCUACUGUACGAAGGCAAAAAAAAAGUUGCGAAAUGUUGAAAUAUAUAUAUAGAUAGAUAUAAAUAUCUAUCUAUAUAUAUGAUCUAUUUAUAAUGCAUUGUUUUCGUUUGACAUGGCGCAUCAGAUAUUGUACAAAUCUGUUUUGAGUGGGCUGUAAAUAUGUGGCCAAUGGCUCAACAAGAUGAGCCUGAAAAUGCUAUUUUACCUGAUAUUGAUUCAAGCAUGUGUUAUUUUAUUAAUAAAGAUGUGACAAGUGGAA
Messenger RNA from Gadus macrocephalus (Pacific cod), 2683 nucleotides. RefSeq names its product forkhead box Q1b (gene foxq1b). The coding region runs from base 1214 to 2170 and encodes 318 amino acids. Gene Ontology annotation, biological process: anatomical structure morphogenesis; regulation of transcription by RNA polymerase II; cell differentiation. Gene Ontology annotation, molecular function: DNA-binding transcription factor activity, RNA polymerase II-specific; RNA polymerase II cis-regulatory region sequence-specific DNA binding. The record is from RefSeq and is a predicted model, not a curated record. Lineage: Eukaryota; Metazoa; Chordata; Actinopteri; Gadiformes; Gadidae. The transcript has a single exon.